AUGACCGACUUUUACAAAUCAGUCCAUGAAAAUCCCAAAGGCCCUGGCGACGCCCGACCUACAGCUAUCCAAAUUAUUCAAGAUGAGAAACUUGAGGGGAAGCUUUCCAGCCAAGUCGUCUUUAUCACAGGGUGCUCCUCCGGCAUCGGUGUCGAAACAGCAAAAGCGCUGUAUCUUACAGGAGCGCAACUUUACCUUACCGCCCGAAACUUGGCGAAAGCUAAGAAAGCCCUUGGGCAUUUGAUAGAUGAUCCCCGCGUUCAUCUGUUGGAAUUAGACCUGGAAUCGCUAGAUAGUGUACGUGCCUGCGCUGCCACGUUCUUAUCUCGCAGUAGUUCUCUCAACGUCCUGAUCUGCAGCGCUGGUGUGAUGACACCACCGGAGGGCCGCACUCAGGAUGGAUUCGAGAUACAAUUCGGAACAAAUCACCUUGCCCAUUUCCUUCUGUUCAGUCUACUUCGCCCAGCAUUACUGGCUGGCACAACAUCUGAGAGGGCUUCACGGGUAGUUAUCGUUGCCUCCGUCGCGCAUCGCUUUGGGGCAGUUCAUUUUGAUAACAUUAACUUUGAAGGAUGUUAUGAUGCCAUGGCAGCAUAUGCACAAAGCAAGACUGCCAAUAUAUGGAUGGCCAAUGAAAUCGAGCGGCGCUAUGGUGAACAAGGCAUUCAUGCAUGGAGCCUCCAACCUGGCUCCGUCUUGACUGAUUUGACGAGGCACUUCUCUGAUGAUCAAAGAGAUGGGAUUAUGUCAGAUCCAUAUCUCAAGUCAAUCAACAAGUUUCCAGACCAAGGUGCAGCCACUAGUGUCUGGGCCGCCACAGCUGCCGCUCUAGAGGGCGAAGGCGGUCGAUACCUGGAGGAUUGCCAAAUCAUUGGCCCAUGGAAUCCGUCGUUACCACUGUGGGGACCUGGCUACGGUACUCAUGCUUACGAUGUUGAGCGAGCACAAAUGUUCUGGGAAAAGUCUCGCCAAUGGGUGGGAUUGUGA
Fusarium oxysporum Fo47 is the source of this 987-nucleotide messenger RNA. RefSeq lists its product as uncharacterized. Bases 1 to 987 code for a protein of 328 amino acids. The transcript has a single exon. The record is from RefSeq and is a predicted model, not a curated record. Lineage: Eukaryota; Fungi; Ascomycota; Sordariomycetes; Hypocreales; Nectriaceae.